This is a messenger RNA of Punica granatum (pomegranate), 1910 nucleotides long. Lineage: Eukaryota; Viridiplantae; Streptophyta; Magnoliopsida; Myrtales; Lythraceae. The record is from RefSeq and is a predicted model, not a curated record.
CAGACACACAACCACCUUUUCCGGUUUUCCCCAUUUCACCCUCUCCGACAAUUCCCAUUUCCUUCUCUUUCCGUUUGUUACCCGACAAAUCCCCUGCACCGUACGGCCCCCUUUCCAUCUCAAGAUCCGUUCUUUCUUCCCAAUUAGCAUCCACCGCCGCCGUCCCGGUUCCCGAGCGAAUUGGUCGGUGUCCUCUCGAUUCGGGGGCGAAUUCGCUGCUUUCGGGGCUUUAGGGUUCUGCAGGCAGCGGUCGGAGUCUUCGAUGCCUUCGUCGACGCCGUCUUACUGGUGCUACCAAUGCAGCCGGUUCGUCGGGAUCUCCUCCCGGGGCUCAAUCACCUGCGCCGACUGCGACAGUGGAUUCAUUGAAUCGAUCGAAGCCCCAAACCUAGGGAUUCAGGGCGAGACUCGCCGCCAGCGAUUGUUCCCAGGGGACGAGAUGUACGUGGCGGGUUCGGGUUCCGGUCUUGGUCCUGGCUCUGGCCGGAAUCCUUACUCCACUGCUCGACGGAAUCCUAGAAACCCUAGCCCCAGCAGCCGAUCUCCAUUCAACCCGGUGUUCGUGCUCCGCAGACCCGCUGAUCAAGAGGACGGGAGGAACGGUUUUGAAUUGUAUUACAACGAGGGGGGUGGCUCCUCCCUUAGGCCGCUGCCACAGGGGAUGUCGGAAUUUCUACUUGGGUCAGGCUUUGAUCGGCUUCUCGACCAGCUAUCGCGAGUCGAGGUUAAUCCCCUCGGGCAAGUUGAGGAGAUCUCACCUGCCUCUAAGGCCGCGAUUGAAUCAAUGCCCAUUAUUAGAAUCGACGGGGAUCAUGUAGGAACUGAAUUACAUUGCGCUGUGUGCAAGGAAUUGUUUGAAUUGGGGGCAGAGGCGAGGGAAAUGCCGUGUAAGCAUAUGUAUCAUCCAGAGUGCAUACUUCCGUGGCUUUCGACCCAUAAUUCUUGCCCUGUUUGCCGCCAUGAGAUGCCGCUAAAUAACCGGCAGGAAAUGCAGGAACAGAGCAGGGAUGAAAACAGGUCGGAGGAGGACGAGGACGAAUGGCCAGUUGGAUUAACCAUCUGGAGGCUGCCAGGUGGCGGGUUUGCCGUAGGGCGGUUCUCAGGCCGGAGAGGAGGAGGGAGUGGGGAGAGGGAAUUACCAACAGUUUAUACUGAAAUGGACGGCGAGUUUAACAACAAUAACAGUAAUGAGGGGUUGCCAAGGAGAAUAUCCUGGGCUCCGAGGGAGAGCAGAAGAAGGGAGCGCGGGGGGUUGAGAAGGGCGCUGAGGAACUUGUUUGGGUGUUUCAGAGGAUCUCAGGGCUUGGGGUCGAGUUCCAGUUCGACUUCAAGGGUGUCAAGAAAUGGAUCUCCAUUGCCUUUCCGGGCCUCAUCAUCAGCCAGGCAGAGGGCUUGGAGUGUGGAGGCUAGGUCAGGGAGUAGAGAAUGAUGAUUUUGCAGGGUAAAUUUUCAAGGGUCGGAAGUUAGACAUGUUUAGGAGAAGCAUGGAUUAGCAGUAGCUCCUACUCAACAAAGUUUACAUUCGGGAGGGAAUCACUGCUUCAUAGCAAUGAAUUUGCUUUAGCUUUGGCAUAACAAAUUAGGAAUAUGGAGUCCCCCGGAGCUGUCUGAGUAGAAUUAGACGGGAAGUUGGAGACUGUGGGAAAGAGCUGUGAAGAUUUCUCGGUGGGGGUAGUAGCUGCUUUCUUUUGGGGGCAGGGAAGGUAGCGGCUCUUCUAUUUAGUCCCUUCCCAAAUUAAUUGAAGCCCAGUUUCUGGCGUGGCUGUUGCUAUUGAUAUGAUGUACACUUUGUUGCAACUAUAGGAGGUUGUUCUUGCAUUCCGUUGGAACUCGAUUGUAUCGUUGUAUAAAGAAGUGAGAUUUUACCAAUGAAUGGAAACACUGCACAAAAGUUGCAGAUUCUGACAUGA